AUGCGGAGGACGUUGCUCAUUCUCCUUGCUUCCGUCGCCCUCUCUGCUGAUAUCUGCUCUGGCUUUGUAUCGACUCCACGUUUCGGCCUGAGUCCGCAAGUGAGUCAGUCGGGGAGAUGCGCCAGCCUUGCUGCUACCAAGACCAAGAAGAAGGACAGUAAGCCCGCAUCAGGCGGGUUCGGCAAAGCUGCCAAGUCAGCGACGACAACGAUUGACCCUGCGAUUCUUUCAAGGUAUGUCGUCAGCAUCCGGAUGCCCAAAGCUGGCACCCUCCCUGCAGGUUACGAGCAGUUGAGCGAUUGGGUCCCGACAGCAGUCAUGGCAAUCCGAUGGGUCGGAGACUCCCUUGAAGGAAAUCCCAUCCUCCAGGGAAUGGCGGAUGCAAACCUGAUCGCUCCUCUUGUUGUGAAGAAGAUGUGUCGAGAGAUCUGGGAGUGUGCUUGUCAGGGAUCUCCCAGUCUCCGAAGACUUCCAAGGAACUUCAUUGAGUAUGCCUACGAGCCCCUUGAUAACUUUGGAGACGUAAUGGAAGAAGUCAACAGCAAGAAAGACGAUGUGCAACGCGCCUACCAGACACUGGGAUUGGCAAAGGGAGCCUCUGCUGCUGAGGUCAAAGCGGCUCAUCGGAAGCUCAUCGUCACCUUACAUCCUGACCGAACAUCGUCUCUGCCUGAUGACGAGAAGUUGGCCGCCGAAGAGAGGUUCCGUCAAGUACAGUCUGCCUACGAGUGUCUAGGAGGAGGAAUGGGAGACAGCACACAAAGCUGGUAUGAGAACUUGGGAGGAAAGGCGAGGAAAGAUUUCUGUGGCCCCGUCCAGUUUGCCAAUGUUCCGUCCGAAGACCUUCUGGAGUUUUGGGACUUUGCUGUCUGCCCUCUGGAGACCGAGAUCUCACAGAACUUCAUCAUGCGCAACAUGAUGAGGAAAGAAUGA
This is a messenger RNA of Guillardia theta CCMP2712, 933 nucleotides long. RefSeq lists its product as hypothetical. The transcript has 13 exons. NCBI's taxonomy places the organism in Eukaryota, Cryptophyceae, Pyrenomonadales, Geminigeraceae. Bases 1 to 933 code for a protein of 310 amino acids. The record is from RefSeq and is a predicted model, not a curated record.